Molecule: messenger RNA, 3971 nt
Organism: Catharus ustulatus (Swainson's thrush)
Lineage: Eukaryota; Metazoa; Chordata; Aves; Passeriformes; Turdidae
Product: rap1 GTPase-GDP dissociation stimulator 1-like
Exons: 13
Coding region: 54-1607 (517 amino acids)
Biological process (GO): positive regulation of GTPase activity
Cellular component (GO): cytosol
Molecular function (GO): protein binding; guanyl-nucleotide exchange factor activity
Source: RefSeq, a predicted model, not a curated record
CAGUACAGAUCAGCUGUUCUUUAUUGUCCCCAUUCUGGAGAGCUACAGCUUUUAUGGAAACCCUGAGUAAGCACCUGGAAUACCUUGGGCUUUGUGGAGAUGACACAGAAGCUGAAGAUCACAUCCUUGAAAGUUUGAAUGGGAUUCUCCUGGCUAUUACUGAAGAUAAGCAGAGAUCCUUCCACCUACUCAGAGGGAGCAGGAUCUUCCCAACUUUGGCAAAAAUCCUGACGGGCAAUCCACGAUGUGCAGUGAAAGCAGCCCACGUGCUUUCAGAGAUAGCCAAGAAUGAGGAAAUGAAGAAACCGUGUAUUGAGGCAGAUUUGGUUCUAACACUGAUACCUUUGCUGGAGAGCACAGACCAAGAGAUGCUGCUCCAUGCUGGGAGGGCCAUUGGCCGUAUCUGCUACGAUAAUCGCACCCUUCAGGAAGAGCUGGUGCAGGUUGGAGUAAUCCCAUCAUUGGUCCGAAUUCUGACUGACUAUGCAGAGAGUGAACCACUGGUCCACGUUGCUUUGUUGGCCUUGUACAACCUGGCAGACCUUGAUUCAGCCAAGGAAGCCCUAAGCACAACAAAAGUUGCUGAACAGCUGGUGAAACAACUGAGGAGAGCAGAGAGCCAUGAGAGGUUAGAAAUUGUCUUUGAGGUCCUGCAAGCACUGGCAGAAAAUGAUGCUCUGAAAGUGCAGUUGGUGGAGGCAGGUGUGCCAGAGGCGCUAUCUGAGAUCCUGCUGAGGCUCCAAGGCAGCUCACAAGCUGAAGAUACGUGCAUUGUGAAGGCUGCAUCAGAUCUCAUCGUCUCUCUGCUUCUUGGAGAUGGCAACUGUCUGCGAAUGUUCCAGCUGGGAGUCAUUCACCAGCUCCUGGAUAUUCUGGAGAAACAAAUCCAGAGCAGGGACACCUCUGUUCAGCAGGCUGCCCUGAGUGCACUGCAGAACCUCGCCGUUCCAGUUGUCAGCAAGGUUCAAAUGCUGGAGGAAGGCAUUGCAGAGCGGAUCGAGGCGCUCCUGAGGUCAGAGAGCCCUCCUGUGCAGUUUAAACUCCUCGGAACAUUACGGAUGUUAGCAGAUGGCCAAGCUGAUGCAGCUGAAAUCCUGGGCCAAGACCCCCAGCUGCUCAGCAGGCUGGUGCAGUGGUGCAGUGAGAGUGACCACAGCGGCAUCUGCGGAGAGGCAAACCGGCUGCUGGCAUCCAUCCUGCACCACAACCGCUCCCAGGAAGUGGUCAAAGCCAUCCAGGCAGCACAAGGAGUGAAGCAUCUGGUUUCCAUGACAACAAGUGAACACACUGCCAUGCAGAAUGAGGCUCUGAACGCCUUGGCAAUAGCAUCUACCAUCGAUUUAGAAACCCUUGAAGAACCUUUUAAAGAAUCACAGCUAGUUCAAAGCUUACACAAACUUCUACAAGAUGAUAAUACAAGUCCUGAGGUGAAAUACAAUUCAAUGGGCCUUUUGUGCAGACUUCUUAAUUCAGGUGAUCUGAGACAAGAAAUAGAAGAGGACAAGAUCAAAGACACCCUCGAGCUACUCUGCAGUCACAGCAAUGCAAAUGUGGUCAAGGAAGCCAUCACAACACUGCAGGUUUUGAGAGGAGAGACACCCCAGUAACCUCCCUUCUCCCACAUGGCAGGCCAGCACUGCUGAGGCAGACACCACCAGCUUGGCAACUCUUCAUUUGCCCUGCUGCUGCUCAGCCAGCACUGCUGAAGCCCAGGUGCAGCUCCUGCUUUGAAAGCUGUAUAUAAAAAACUCCUCAUUAGCACAACUCUUUGGCCUGAUACUUGCACCACUGCUGCUCUUCACUGAGCCACUAACACACAGCAGCAGGAAAAAGUCCUGUCAAGCAAAUGGUGUUAAGAAACAUCACAGGAGAAACAUCAGGCAAUUACCAGACAUGAUAUAUUUUUCAGCUGCUUGGUUUUGUGAGAUUAGCAUACACUCUUGCAAUUUUUCUUGUAUCAAUGGGACUUUAAAAUAAUUAUAUAAAAGUCUUAAGCUUUUAUAAUGCAACCUGAAACAUGAGUUAGAUUAAAGCUGUAGCUUAAACAAUGCAAAGGGCUAACUGGCACCAGUUCAACAUCUCCACAUUGUGAAUCACACUGUGAGCCCAACUGUUGGGUGAACAUGUUAAAACCAAAACUAUCUUUAAGCUAACUCCCCCUUCAAUCUCCAAUUUUAAAUCUGGUCUCUGAAACCAUACUUGCUCCUGUCACACGUUAUAUUCCUAAAUACUUGAGGCUACAGUCUUGUCCUGAUUUCAGAGUUGCACUUACUGGAAUGAGACUCUGCAGAAACAAAGUUUACAAGAAACCAGCCAGUGAACACACAGUGCUUGGACAAGACACAGAAAUGUAGGCAGGGGUAAGGAUGUGAAGGCAGCCAGUGCUGCAUUAUCAUCCAUAAGAGAACCUGGGUUUAACAAUACAUAAUGUAAAAAAAAAAAAAAAGUCAUGCUGCCCAGACCUAGGAAAUCAAAUUCAAAACCAUGAAGUGGUAGAGUGGUAGAAACUGAAAAUCUUGGGAGCAAUUACUUUUUUUUUUAGCCAGCAGAAAAGCUAUUGAGGAAAAAAAUAAACAAGCACUGAUCUUCAGAAACCUAUUAUAAAAUAAACUAUAUUUAGAAGUCAACAAGGCCUCAUGUUCUCAAUUUGAGAACCACUGGCUUAUGUCUGCAAAUAAAUAUGCCAACUUUGUUCCUGCAAAAGCUCUCCUACUUGCAAAACCAAGUAACACAACUUAGCCCGCUACAUUCAUCACCAAAUAUCACUCUCGAGUAGUCUUGAGAAAAAGAAUUUCAUCACCCCAGAGAAGUGUCAUUUGUUGAGUAACACACAAAAGUUUUGACCACAUAACAGGACAAAAGAAAAACAGCACUUGUAACUUUUUUUUUAUGUCCAGAGAUUUAAUAGUUACUCUACACUAUUGUGCAGCUCUUCACCUGUUCAUGGCUUUCCAUUAACAGUGCAGAGAAAAGCAUUAGUCUUACCCAUUUUGCAACAGCCCAAACUGAAAAGAAAAAACAUCAAGAAUUAGUUUCAGCACAAGACAAAAACAAGUACCCCUGGACCUUGACCAUUACUGAGUUACCCACAAACUGCAGUCUCAGCAGCCAGUCUAAACCUUUGAGAGUGAAAUAUUAGUGACUGGAAGCAACAAAUCUCAGGAAUCAAACUCCAGGAGUAGAAAAUAUUACAUUUUAUUUAACCAAAUUUAAGGCUUGAGAAAAAAAAUAUAUUGAAAGUCACUCAGAAAAGCCAUUUCAGAAGAGGAGACAGGAGCUCCCCUCCAGUGGCUGAACAAAGUUCAAGCUGCAUGACAAUGCACAGACAGUAAGGGGAAGAAGGAGGGAAGGAUGGAAUGGGGACACAAAACCCAAGGCAAUUCUACACAUAAACCAACAGCCACAUUGAGCUCCAUGGGCUGGGAGCACAAGUCUGUCCACAUGGCACUGCAUGAGGUCACCAAAGCUAAAGACCUCUUGGGAAGAAACAUUCAGGUUUUUACCAGGCAGCCCAAGGUCCUUUGGUCACUGCACUUUUCUCCGUGCUUAUAUUCAUUCUCCUCUUCGUGUACAGGGAAACUGUGUCCAAAUGCAGUUAUAUCAAUAAAAACAGAGGCAGCUGUGCUGUCAGACUGACAGAUACAUACAUUGCUUAAAGGAAAUAAAUUGUGCUCAUUUCUGAGAAAUAGAAGUGAUCACAUUGAAGUUUGUUUCUCUCAGUCCAGUUAUUCAAGUCUGACCUCAUUUGACAUCUUCAUGAAAAACCUUGGUUCCACUGUAGUGUUUGUGAAGUUGUUCCAAACGCACCCGCUGAAAUCUCAGCGUCAGCAAUGCAUCAAACCUCUCUGUGAGAUCACUCAAUUACUUUCCCUUUGAGGCUUUAGAGGCAGGCUCACACCCAACUGCUUUUGCUGACAAGACCUUUUUAAACCAUAACCUAUCCCUUUAGUCAUGAAGUCACUGAAGGUCCA